Alternaria arborescens is the source of this 945-nucleotide messenger RNA. RefSeq lists its product as hypothetical. NCBI's taxonomy places the organism in Eukaryota, Fungi, Ascomycota, Dothideomycetes, Pleosporales, Pleosporaceae. The transcript has a single exon. The record is from RefSeq and is a predicted model, not a curated record. The coding region runs from base 1 to 945 and encodes 314 amino acids.
AUGCCACCCAAAGCCACCUCAAAACCAAGGAAUAGGAAAAAGCGAGAUCGUUCAUCUGGAGAUGAUGAACGCCACCAUGUCAAAGCCCACAAGAUCAAAACCCCCAAAGUCAACCCGCCCAAGGCCCAGUCGCAAUCCCCCAAAGCUCCAAAGUUACCAAGAGGCCUCCGCGGACCUAACGGUAUAAAGUUAAAGCAAGUCCAAUACCACAAGUUCGAAGACGAAGUCGUGAUAUACCACUACGCCACGUCCUUCAUCUCCGUCUCAGACUUUCGCUCGUUACUCACCCGCCAGCAACACGGCUAUGUAAACCAUCUCAUAGGCCCUGAUCCACUAGCCUCCAUCCCCGAACCAUCAGGCGACGAGCUUCCCCCAGGUUGCCUAGAAGUCGCCUACCUCCCAUCUGUGUUCGUACUAGGCGGCUCAGCACUCGGCUUCCGACUUGAUUCUAGUCCACCAGCAAUAGAGUGGCUGUGCUUCGAUAGAGAUGUCAAGGAGAGUAUCCUCGAAUUGCUGGACAUCAAUACGCAUGCACAGCGCAUGUUGUUUGAGCAUGUUGCAAGUCUGCCACGGGCGCCGACGCCGGAGAAGAAGUGGGAUAGGAGGCUUGCUUAUACGGAGCACAAAGAUUGGUAUGAGAGUCUGAAGGAGGCAGGAAGGAGGCCGUUUAGGUUGGGGUUGACGUGGAGGAGGCGGGGGACAGAGAUGAUGAUUGAAGGGAUGAAGAAGAGGAAUGAAGAAACUAGGUUGGAGGAGAAGAGAGCAAUGACAGAAGGUGUUGCGGCCAUGGAGAUGGAAGACGACUAUAGCGAUGCUGAGGAAGGGCACAGCGGAGGUGGAGAAGAAGAUCGAGACACCACGAUUUUCCAUCAGCGCAGCUCCAGCGGGCCAAAAACCAUUAGUAGGCGCUCGCCUUUUGUUUACCACGACCCAAUUUCCAACUAG